Messenger RNA from Rosa chinensis, 1629 nucleotides. RefSeq names its product probable serine incorporator. The transcript is spliced from 7 exons. Gene Ontology annotation, cellular component: membrane. The record is from RefSeq and is a predicted model, not a curated record. Lineage: Eukaryota; Viridiplantae; Streptophyta; Magnoliopsida; Rosales; Rosaceae. The coding region runs from base 190 to 1434 and encodes 414 amino acids.
GAGAGACAGUCAAUUAAGACGGUGGACAAAUCCGAAUCCGACCCAAAAGCGAAAGUCUUCGUAGCUUCUUUAUCCCCCUCGCCUUUACUCUUUAACAAUCAUCGCCGACUCUUCAUUCUUCGCUCUCCUCCAAUUUCCAUAAGGUAUUUUGAAAUCGGUGGGUGAAGGAAGAAGAAGAAGAAGAAGAAGAUGUGGGCAGCUUCGUGCCUUGCGUCGUGUUGUGCCGGCUGUGCCUGCAAUUUGUGCCAGUCGGCGGUUUCUAGUAUUAGCCGCCGCUCUGCGAGGAUUGCAUACUGUUUCCUCUUUGCGUUUUCUCUCAUUGCUUCAUGGAUUCUCCGCGACGUCGCGCCGCCUCUACUGGAAAAGAUACCUUGGAUUAAUCAUUUUCAUCAGAUACCUGACAGGGAGUGGUUUGAAACCGAGGCUGUGCUUCGUGUUAGCUUGGGAAACUUUCUGUUCUUCACCAUCCUGUCAGUUGUGAUGAUCGGUGUGAAGAGUCAAAAGGAUCCCCGUGAUAGUAUCCACCAUGGUGGAUGGAUGAUGAAAGUUACUUGCUGGUUUCUUUUGGUGAUCUUCUCAUUGUUUUUCAUACCAAAUGGGAUUAUUAGUUUCUAUGAGACAAUUGCAAAGUUUGGCUCAGGAUUCUUUCUUCUCGUACAAGUUGUGCUUCUGUUGGAUUUUGUCCAUGGAUGGAAUGACAAAUGGGUUGGAUAUGAUGAGCAGUUCUGGUAUGUUGCUCUUUUUGUUGUUUCUCUAGUUUGUUAUCUGGCGACGUUCGUUUUCUCUGGACUUCUUUUCCAUUUGUUCACGCCAUCUGGACAUGACUGCGGGCUGAACACCUUCUUUAUUGUCAUGACUCUGAUAUUCGUCUUCGUGUUUCUUAUAGUGGCACUGCAUCCUACUGUAAGUGGCAGCAUUUUACCCGCGUCAGUUAUAUCUGUGUACUGUACAUACCUCUGCUACAGUGCACUUGCUAGUGAGCCGAGGGACUAUGAGUGCAAUGGUCUUCACAAGCAUUCUAAAGCUGUUUCCACUGGGACUCUUACCUUAGGUCUGCUUACCACUGUUCUAUCUGUGGUUUAUUCUGCUGUGCGUGCUGGAUCUUCCACUACUCUUCUGUCCCCGCCUAGUUCACCUCGUGCAGGUGCUGGAAAACCACUGCUCCCAUUGGAUAAGCCAGAAGAACAUGAAGAAAAUGAGAAAUCCAAGUCUGUGUCGUAUUCAUAUGCCUUCUUCCACAUCAUCUUCUCACUUGCAAGUAUGUACUCGGCAAUGCUUCUGACAGGGUGGUCAACCUCAGUUGGGGAGAGUGGGAAGUUGAUUGACGUGGGGUGGCCGUCCGUCUGGGUGAGGGUCAUGACUAGUUGGGCAACUGCAGGUCUCUACAUCUGGUCCCUUUUGGCUCCUAUUCUGUUCCCUGAGAGGGAAUUUUAAAAUCCUGCCACUACCAACUUAGAGAUAAGAAAAAAAACUUUGCUCACGAUCAAUGCCCGAUCGAGCAUGCUUAUUGUUUGUAAUGUGUAUGCCUCUGCGAUCCUAAAAAAAGAUAACUUUGUGCUCUGUAAAUAAAAUGAUUUGUGUCGACUUUUGGAACAACCAAAUUUGCCCAUUUGAUAUAUUCUGCUUGAA